AUGAUAAGAUCUCUAUUUAGCGGGGUUAGAUUAGCUAAACCUAUUGUUAGUCCAAUUACAUCAUAUAUGAAAUCUAUAAAUUCAAAUGUGUUUACUUCUAAUUCACCAAUAUUAAAUCAAUUCCGUUAUUCAUCAUUAAAUCAAAUUCAAAAAGGUACUCAUUUCGAUCCAAUUAAAAAGAAACUUAGUAAAUCACCAGAUUUAGAUAAUAAUCCAUUCAAAAAAGGUGUUGUAUUAAGAAUUAUGAUUUUAAAACCAAAGAAACCUAAUUCUGCUUUGAGAAAAUGUGCUAGAGUUAGAUUAACUAAUGGAAAUGUUGUUAGUGCUUUAAUUCCAGGUGAAGGACACAAUUUACAAGAGCAUCAUGUUGUUUUAGUUAGAGGUGGUAGAGUUCAAGAUGUUCCUGGUGUGAAAUAUCAUUUAGUUAGAGGUGCUUUUGAUUUGGUUGGUGUUGCCAAUAGAGCUUCAUCAAGAUCCAAGUAUGGUGUUAAGAAACCAAAACAAUAA
Molecule: messenger RNA, 507 nt
Organism: Candida tropicalis MYA-3404
Lineage: Eukaryota; Fungi; Ascomycota; Pichiomycetes; Serinales; Debaryomycetaceae
Product: mitochondrial 37S ribosomal protein uS12m
Exons: 1
Coding region: 1-507 (168 amino acids)
Biological process (GO): translation
Cellular component (GO): small ribosomal subunit; ribosome
Molecular function (GO): structural constituent of ribosome
Source: RefSeq, a predicted model, not a curated record